CGAUGGCACAUCGAUCGACGAGCAUCUCGCCACGUACUGUACACCGGGGCACCCAUGGGCACGAGUCCUUCCUGCGGCAGCUCAGCUACCACCUACCUCCAUGAAUGUGGCGAUGUCCAUUGCCCUAGAGAACCCGCGACAAGAAAUGCACGGGCUUCUUCUCGUCGUCGCCCGAUUCCUUGAAGAUGCAGGACCGUGGCUGACUCUGCGGCUACUCGCCUGCAUGCGUAUACCGCUUCGCGUGUCUGCAGGCGUUGAAGUCGCUGGCUCUCAACGGACGCGCCAAAAUUAGCAAAAUUAGCCUCGGGACUCAGCUCAAUAAGAAGCUUAUUGUCCCUUGCUACGCAACAGCCAAAUGCGCUCGAACGUCGUACCAUGGCUGCGACAGCACUGCUCGGUGAACGUAUUUCGCCUGCGCGCGGCUCUACUCGGCGUCGGUCUUCUCUCGGUGCUGGCGGCAAGUGCGCCCAAGUUGAUGGUGCAGGGCUCGCCCCCGACGCCGUGGACACCGCAGCUGCAGACCUUCGUUGACCGAUGCGCGCCCAUGUGCGAGGCAAGCCGGACAUCGCUGUGCGCAGCCGCCUACAGCGACGCCGAGGCGUGCCAGGCGUACUGCAACAGCACGCGUCUGGGCUACUACACGCGCCUCUGGCCCCAGCUGCCGGUCGCCUGCGACCGUAACUGCCUCGCCUUCCGCCAACCUCUCUGCGGCCAGCGCGAAUCAUGCAUUGGCGCGUGCUCGAGGACCGUCUACUCGGCCGUGCCACCGGUUCUGCGAUCGAACGAUGUUGUGAUCGAGGUUCCAAGCCCUGGAGGUUCGUUCUGGUCAACACUGGUUGUCGUCCUCCUGGCGACGACGGAUCUCAUGGCCUCGCUCGUGCUCUGGGGCCCACAGCUACGCGCCUCUGAAGCUGACAUUUAUGACAACAAGUACAACUUGUCUUCUAAACUGUGGGCGCUUCUCGAAUCCCCGACCAACCUCCCGACGCUCUGCAAGAUCUGCUACGAGAUCAAAGUGCUUUGCUUUGACGACGCAGACGGCAACGGCUUGGCGAUUACGGUGCUUCUCCAGCUCCUCACGCUACUUCAAACCCACGCACCCGUCUGGGUCACUCGGUGGCGGCAGCGCGCCCAAGUGCAGGAGCCGCCGCAAGCGUCGAGCCCCGACUCGCCACAGCCCAUCUAAAUAAAAAGAUAGAUUCGUAGAAGUGGACAAUAAUUUCAUAGUCUUUUACGUGGUUAGGUUACAGG
Saprolegnia diclina VS20 is the source of this 1251-nucleotide messenger RNA. RefSeq lists its product as hypothetical. NCBI's taxonomy places the organism in Eukaryota, Oomycota, Saprolegniomycetes, Saprolegniales, Saprolegniaceae. The coding region runs from base 356 to 1186 and encodes 276 amino acids. The record is from RefSeq and is a predicted model, not a curated record. The transcript has a single exon.